GCGUAGGAGCAGUAUCCAUGUCCUAUCAAGUGCACUUGGGAUGGAACAGAAUUACAGAAGGAAUAUCUUCAUGAGACAGCGACUGCGGGUUGCAUGUGAAGGAGUCGUGGCAUGCUUGUAUUCUAUAAUGAUGUGCUAGGCAGAACGACCGGAUGCUUUUGUUUCGACUGUACUGGGACCGGACGAUGUUGGCGGGAUACGCCCUUUUGUGUCAUACUUUCAUGUCCCACCUCUAAGCCAGGAUCGUGAUAUCUUUGUUACCUUGAUAGGUUAGUGAUUCCUAGAAAAUGGACCAUGCAGGCAGCCUGGCAAACAAAUCCGUUGCACCAGAAACCGCAAUUGUUCCUCGUACUCUCACUACUCUGUAGGCAGUGGCGCACGGGCGAAGCCAGGAUGGCGUGGCUAUGCAUCUUGAUAUUGCAUCAGAGCCACCUAUCCGAUAGCAGUUUCGACAACAUCUGGCGGAAUUUCCGCGAAAUCCGAGGCUAUGUCAUGCACUGCCGGCAUCCCGAAUAUUUUCGAUCCCAACAAGGCCCGAGUUUCUCAAGAUUGUUUCAAAAGACACAGGAAUCUUCCAAAUUCCAGUCAUCCGGAUUCGUUUUUCAGAUGGAUUCCAGCCCGGCGAUUGGUGGAGAAGUGGAGAGGCAGUCACGGAAAAGUCACGCAACUCCAACGUCAAGUCACACGUCCGCCAGUGACUCACCCUUCUUCGCCCAACAGGUCAGUGACUGUGCCCAACUCCACCAAGAAGGUUUUUCGCCUUUGACUCGGCUCCUAUCUCGGAGUAAAAAGACGCCAUGUAAGUUAUAAGUAGGGCCAUGAACACCGCUUUCUUGAUAUCGGUUCAGAAAGCCUUUCUGUAGGUUUCAAAGCCUUCCAAAUUCCCCCCCAAUUUCCUAUGACCUAUUUCCCC
Messenger RNA from Eremomyces bilateralis CBS 781.70, 913 nucleotides. RefSeq lists its product as uncharacterized. The coding region runs from base 295 to 810 and encodes 171 amino acids. The transcript has a single exon. The record is from RefSeq and is a predicted model, not a curated record. NCBI's taxonomy places the organism in Eukaryota, Fungi, Ascomycota, Dothideomycetes, Eremomycetales, Eremomycetaceae.